AUGGGGAAUCCAGAGCUUGACACCAGAAACCUGAACAUUGAACGCUUCAAUGCGUCCGCUCGGCUCGCAAACUCGUCCGUCGUGGACGGAGACGAAGAGCUCAUCCCUCUCCGGAAUGUAUUCGAUGGGAAGCCCAUAGAGAAUUUCCCCUCCACGGCCAAUCAGUUGGAAACACUUGCACCCGACCAACAAUUGCGCACGCAAAACUCAAGAGUAAAUUCCAACAUCUCCUCCCACAAGAGCCCGCGAUCGCAAGAGAGAAAGGCCACGAACCACCAGCGAACGACAAGCAAAGGACAGAGGAGGAGGCCAUCACAGAGACCAGCCGUGAAAGUGAAACAAGACUCUAAAGGAGUCCCUCCACCAUCCAUCUCCCAGCCGGCCGGGAUAGAACGGAAGCGCUCGCACGACGCUCAAGCUGGAGCCGAAGUGGACAACUCUCAAAACGAGCGCCUCGCAAAACAGCUGAGGAGAAGUACUCAUCCCGCGGUCGACCACUCUGAGGAAGACUUGCAAACAGGCUCUGAACUUGAAGCGGAAGCUGGUAAGCGAGAAGCCGUACGGCCUUCAAUACAGUCCUCAAGGCUCCCCGCCACCAGAUACCAGCUGUCUGAGGCCAAUUUACGAAUAUUCAACGGAGAAAUGAACCCCGCAGCCGACAAUGCUCUAGUUCUCGGACAGGCCUCAUCAUGGCGAUCUAUAAUCACAUCGGAAGUGGACACACUCCGAUCCCAGCGCUGUUCUAAUACCAACGCCUUCUACCGCCACAAACAUCUUCAAGCUGUACAGAUCCACAUCCACGCUGAGCCGCCUGACUACAUCGAAGCCGCAGUCAACCUCAUUGUCAACGCUAAACUCUCCAAGCAGCGCCGAGCUCAACUCAGUGUCAUAGCCCAGGAACUGAGUCACGGCUGCCUCAAAAAUAUCAGGGCUCAGUCUGGCGAGGAUGACUUUCUAGAUCCGCUCCAUACUGCCCUCAAGGCUCUGGGUCUCAAGAACCUCUGUCUCCGUGAAAAGCCGAGUGGCGAGAGGAGCUUAAGCCAACAGUUCAGCAGCAGUUGCAUUUCAGUUCGAACUUCAUGGCUGGUGUCCAGCAACUAG
Fonsecaea multimorphosa CBS 102226 is the source of this 1101-nucleotide messenger RNA. RefSeq lists its product as uncharacterized. Lineage: Eukaryota; Fungi; Ascomycota; Eurotiomycetes; Chaetothyriales; Herpotrichiellaceae. The coding region runs from base 1 to 1101 and encodes 366 amino acids. The record is from RefSeq and is a predicted model, not a curated record. The transcript is spliced from 3 exons.